This is a messenger RNA of Lodderomyces jiufengensis, 1308 nucleotides long. RefSeq names its product AAA family ATPase (gene VPS4). NCBI's taxonomy places the organism in Eukaryota, Fungi, Ascomycota, Pichiomycetes, Serinales, Debaryomycetaceae. Gene Ontology annotation, molecular function: ATP hydrolysis activity; ATP binding. The transcript has a single exon. The record is from RefSeq and is a predicted model, not a curated record. Gene Ontology annotation, biological process: endosomal transport; vacuole organization. Bases 1 to 1308 code for a protein of 435 amino acids.
AUGUCAGGAGCAUCUGAUUUUUUAACAAAGGGAAUUGAUUUGGUUCAAAAAGCCAUAGAGGCGGAUACAGCCACAAGAUAUGAAGAAGCAUAUAAACUAUAUUACAAUGGAUUAGAUUAUCUUAUGUUAGCAAUAAAAUAUGAAAAAAAUCCAAAAUCAAAAGAAUUAGUAAAAUCAAAAUUCACUGAAUAUUUAACAAGAGCAGAACAAUUGAAAGAUCACCUAGAAAAUCAACAAACUAAAUCAAGUUCUGCUGAAAAUUCAGCUAAUGGAUCAACAAAAGCUAAAAAAUCUGGAAGUGGAGAAGGUGAUGAUGAUGAUGCAGAUACAAAAAAAUUAAGAGGUGCAUUAGCUGGUGCCAUAUUAUCAGAAAAACCAAAUGUUAAAUGGUCAGAUAUUGCUGGAUUAGAUUCUGCAAAAGAAGCAUUGAAAGAAGCAGUUAUAUUACCUGUCAAAUUCCCACAUUUAUUUGUUGGUAAUAGGAAACCAACUUCUGGUAUAUUAUUAUAUGGACCACCAGGUACUGGUAAAUCAUAUUUAGCAAAAGCAGUAGCAACAGAAGCCAACUCAACAUUUUUCAGUGUAUCUUCAUCAGAUUUAGUAUCAAAAUGGAUGGGAGAAUCAGAAAGAUUAGUUAAACAAUUAUUUACAAUGGCAAGAGAAAAUAAACCAUCAAUUAUAUUUAUAGAUGAAGUUGAUGCAUUAUGUGGGCCAAGAGGUGAAGGUGAAAGUGAAGCUUCAAGAAGAAUCAAAACUGAAUUAUUAGUACAAAUGAAUGGUGUUGGAAACGAUUCACAAGGUGUAUUAGUACUAGGGGCAACAAAUAUUCCAUGGCAAUUAGAUGCUGCAAUAAGGAGAAGAUUUGAAAGAAGAAUAUAUAUAGCUUUACCAGAUGUUGAAGCAAGAACAAGAAUGUUUGAAAUAAAUAUCGGUGACGUACCAUGUGAAUGUACUCCACAUGAUUAUAGAACUUUGGCAGAAAUGACAGAUGGUUAUUCAGGUCAUGAUGUUGCAGUUGUUGUAAGAGAUGCAUUAAUGCAACCAAUACGAAAAAUUCAACAAGCAACACAUUUUAAACCAGUAAUAGACGAGGUAGAUGGUAAAGAAAAAUUCACACCAUGUUCACCAGGAGAUAAAGGAGCUCGAGAAAUGAGUUGGAUGGAAAUAGGUACAGAUGAAUUAAAAGAACCAGCAUUAACUAUAAAAGAUUUUAUAAAAUCUAUAAAAAGUAAUAGACCAACUGUUAAUGCAUCUGAUAUUUCAAAUCAUGUUAAAUUUACUGAAGAUUUUGGUCAAGAAGGUAAUUAG